AUGCUUAUGGAUGACGUCCGAGAUUCACCUCCUCCUUCGCAUAUCCAGCAGGAUCAUUUGAUUGAGAUAGCACAAUCACAUCCGCCGGCAAGUUUACAAUUGACAGGCGCGUCUAGGGACUCACUGGUAGAGCUGGCAAUUCGCCAACAAUUAGUGAAUUACCAUCUCGUACUGCAUCAUUACCAUUUGGCAGUGGCCGCCGCAAUUCAGCUAUCGGCCGGUCUUCGUUAUCAUAUACUGCGCGUUCUCUUCUGUCCAAUUGGUCAACGAGCUUUCUUCCUCCCCUUAGAUUCUCAUCCAUUGAUACCGUUGGACAGAGUAGACGAUGCCGUAGUAGAGCGAAGGCACCAGUUCCUUGCUAAGGUAGCUGAGCAAGGGACAGAGGUCGAUCGCAAAUUUGCUAGGAUUUUGUCGUGUGACUGGAAUUUAACUGUCGACACCAUCCAAAUAACGCAAGUCCUGUGUCAUUUGCGAGCUGGACAGGACUCGGCCGCGGGUCGUGAGAUGGCCGGCGUCACCCAAUCCGCUCAUCUGAUAGAGACGAUGUCGCGGAUACUGGCCGCCCGCACUCUUCGACUAGCCGAGGAGGAGAAGACGGUGCUCACAGGGGCACACUUGAGGUGA
Molecule: messenger RNA, 624 nt
Organism: Ostertagia ostertagi
Lineage: Eukaryota; Metazoa; Nematoda; Chromadorea; Rhabditida; Trichostrongylidae
Source: the annotation of a GenBank genome assembly